Akanthomyces muscarius is the source of this 2157-nucleotide messenger RNA. RefSeq lists its product as uncharacterized. The transcript has a single exon. The coding region runs from base 1 to 2157 and encodes 718 amino acids. Gene Ontology annotation, cellular component: nucleus; Mpp10 complex; sno(s)RNA-containing ribonucleoprotein complex. Lineage: Eukaryota; Fungi; Ascomycota; Sordariomycetes; Hypocreales; Cordycipitaceae. Gene Ontology annotation, biological process: rRNA processing. The record is from RefSeq and is a predicted model, not a curated record.
AUGUCAGCGGAUGCGACCUCUGUCAAUGGAGCCGCCAUGGCUCUGUUGCAAAGUUUGCAGCCAGAAAACCGCCAUGUCUUCUUGCAGCCAACGACGGAACUGCCCACCGAAUCGCUCAACCUAGUGCGAGAGACAUUAGAAGCCUUCGCCGCGCAGGUCGGCGAUGAGCAGCAGCGCCGGCUAAAAGAAUCGAGAAAACGAAAGCGUGGCGGUGAGAAGGAAGAUGUUUUGAAGUUACGAAAAAUUUAUGUCGACGGCUUCCAGACGAACCAGGUCUGGCAGCAGGCCAAGAAGUUGAUUGGCGGCGUCUUGCAAUUUUCCGAGACGCUUUUGGACGAAAUGGAGGAGAAAAACGAGAUCGCUCUUAUCGAUGGUGAUAUCACUGGAGAAGCCUCGGCAUCAGAUGAAGACGAGGAGGAUGUGAGCAAUCUGGACAUCGAGCCAGCCGAAGAGAACGAAGAGGCUGAGGAUUUCGGCUCUGAUGAAGAGGAUGAAGAGAUUGAAGACCCAGAGGAUGCCGAAAUUAUCGGCCAGGUCUCUGAUAUGAACGAGGAGGAGCUCGGCGAAGAUUUGGCGGAGGAAGAGUUGGAGGAUGCUGGAGAAGGUGAAGCAGAUGAGGAGGAGGGUUACAAGUCCUUCGAAGAAGACCCUGACGGUCUCAACGACGGCUUCUUCACGCUCGACGACUUCAACAAGCAGACGCAAUGGUUCGAAGAGCAAGAUACCCGCGGCGAUCCGAACACAGACAUGGCCAGCGACGAUGAAGAGAUAGACUGGACCGCGGACCCCAAUGCACCGGCCCAAAAGUCCAAGGCCUCACAAAGCAAACGGUCGAAGAAGGGUGUAAACGACGACGACAUGGCUGACGAAGGUGACGAAGAUGACGACGAGGACGAUGACGAUGGCCCUACAUUUGGUGACAUGGCUUUAGAUGCCCCAGAGGGCGAGAGCGACGACGAAGCCGCGGCGUUUGAAGAUGGCUUCGAAGACGUCGAGAACAAUGCCAACGACGUUUUCUACAAGGACUUCUUCGCGCCGCCACCGCGCAAAAGAGAUACGAAUAAACCGAGAAAGUCGGCUCCCAGGGCUCAAGAGCCCACGAAACAAGACAUGGAACGAGCCAUGGCCGAUGUUCGCCGAGACCUGUUUGACGACGAAUCCGAAAUGGAGGAUUCUGAGGAUGCCCUCUCGGAUGCCUCCGCCGGCGACCCCAAGUCUCGACGGUCAGCGCACGAACGCCGACAAGCCAAGCUAGCCGAAGAGAUUCGUAAGCUCGAAGCCGCCUCCGUGGCCAAGCGCGAAUGGACUUUGUCUGGCGAAGCUAACGCUGUGGAGCGCCCAACCAACUCUCUCCUGGAGCAAGACCUCGAUUUUGAAUACAUCGGCAAGCCGGUGCCCGUCAUCACACCCGAGGUCAGCGAGAGCAUAGACGAGCUCAUUAAGCGCCGCAUCCUCUCACAAGAAUUCGAUGAAGUCCUCAAGCGCCGCCCUGAAACCGAGGCUCUGCCCGCAGGGACGCGCCGCGGUCUUUUCGACGUCAAGGACAGCAAGUCGGACAAGAGCCUCGCUCAAAUCUACGAAGAAGAGCACGUCAAAAAUGCGGACCCCGACAGCUACGUAAGCCAAUCCGACGAGAAGCUGCAGCGCGAAGAAAAGGAGGUGGAAAACCUGUGGAAGGAGGUCUCCGCCAAGCUCGACGCCCUCAGCAGCUGGCACUACAAGCCAAAACCGACGGCGGCCUCACUCUCCGUUGUGGCCGACGUGGCCACCAUCGCCAUGGAGGAUGCGCAACCAGCGACGGCGCAGGCCGUGGCCGGCGAGAGCAGCCGUAUGGCGCCGCAGGAGGUCUACAAAGCCGGCGCCAACACGGCGGCCAAGGGCGAGGUGGUGUCCAAGAGCGGCCUACCAGUGGCUCGGCAGGAAAUGUCGCGCGAGGACAAGGCGCGCCGCCGUCGCCAGCACAAGGAGCGCGUGCGCAAGGCCGGCAACGGCGGCGCCGGCAGCUCGCGCGCAGCCACGAGCAAAAAAGCCCAGACCAUUGCCGACCUCAAAAAGGGCGGCGUCAAAGUCAUCAACCGCAAGGGCGAGAUCACCGACGUCGACGGCAACAAGAUCAAGGCGACCAAGGCCAUUUCCAGCGGCAGCUUCAAGCUGUAA